UUCCAGUUCCGGCCUCACAGGGGUGUGGAGCAGCCGGGAACAUGCGGCUGUCGUUCGCCGCCGCGGUCUCCCACGGCCGCGUAUACCGCCGCCUAGGCCUUGGUCCCGAGUCCCGCAUUCACCUGUUGCAGAACUUGCUUACGGGACUGGUGCGACACGAACGCAUCGAGGCGUCAUGGGCACGCGUGGACGAGCUGAGGGGCUACGCCGAGAAGCUCAUCGACUACGGGAAGCUGGGAGACACCAACGAACGAGCCAUGCGCAUGGCGGACUUCUGGCUCACGGAGAAAGACUUGAUCCCAAAGCUGUUUCAAGUACUGGCCCCUCGGUACCAAGGUCAGAAUGGGGGCUACACGAGAAUGCUGCAGAUCCCAAAUCGGAGUCAGCAGGAUCGGGCCAAAAUGGCAGUGAUUGAGUACAAAGGGAACUGUCUCCCACCCCUGCCCCUGCCACGCCGAGACAGCAACCUUACACUCCUAAACCAGCUGCUUCAGGGGCUGCGGCGACCAGGAAGCAAGCACGCGCAGCUCCCACCCAGCUCAAACACCAGAGGUUUAACUGAAGCCAAAGGGCAUGUGGCCCUCAUCAGUGCCCGUGAUCAGCCUUGGGAGCUCUAUUAAGCUCGAAGAACUGGAGCUUGAGUUGUAAAAUGGACUGUCUGAUUGGAGUCUGGAGCCCAGAACUUUCUGAGAGCCAGAUACCCUUUUCUUUGCACAAUAGGUAAAAAUCAUUGUAUGUAUGUAAACUGAUUGUUUUCCCCCCUUCGGAUUUCUGGAGAAUGAGAACUCUACAUCGGUCUGUAUGAGGCAGUAAAUUCAUGGCAUGUUUCUGGCUCUUAAUCUGGGUUGUGUUGAAUUAACACGGUUUUGUUGUUCUUCAUGCCUGAUUAUAUGGGGCAUGUAUUCUGUAAUUCCAAACUGGCCCCCAUAGGUGGUUGAGUUUUGUUAUCUAGCACAGAGACUGAGCCCCUGGGAUUUCUUAAAAGAUUACUUCCUGAAGGGUUGGAGGGUGAACAUCUAGAAGUGAACUUUCUGUAAUAAUCUGGCACCGUAGGAACCUUCAAGGUUCCAAUCCUCUGUUUCUGGACAGGAUCACAUGUUACCUUCAAGUGCUCCCUUCAAACCCUGAACAGACUUCAGAGGAGAGGACCAUCAACCUGGCCAGGAGAGUGGAAGCAUUUAGCAGAGGAUGUUGACUGCAGGAUAAGCUCCUUCCUUUGAGGGUGGGAAUGGAGGGGUGAAGAAGAGGGUAGAAGUGGAAGGAAGAUUAGAAAGUUAAAUACGUGGGAAUUUCCUGGAAGUUUUCAUUGUUGUCAAAUCUGGCCCUCUCUGGGAACUCGGAAGAAGGAAAUCCGUCUUCAGAAUGGUCAGGAUGUGAGAAGUAGGAAGUUCCUUUAUGUGCACUAGGAACUGCGAAGCCAGACUGGGCCCGGCCAGGCUGCCCAUCCCUCACACUCACAGGCUUCACUUGGGAGAUAGUCAUGGGAAGUCUUGGAACUAUCAUCCCUGCACGAAUACGGGAUAGCAGGGCCUAGCAGAUCCCAGAUUUCUAGUACAGUGAAAAAAAGAUUUUUAUCUUAGGGCAGACCUUCAGAGGGUAUUUGGCCCACCAAACCCAUACACUGUUUGAGAUAAUAAGGGUGCCGGUGGAGGGCUCCCCAGUCUAGCAGACAGAUACUGGCCUUAGUGCCAGCUGCUCUGGUCUCAUUUCAGGUCAGCUGCCUAAGUGAGAAACUGAUCUGCCCCCAACAGAGAUCUCAUCUCUUUUAUUCUACUCCAGUUGGUCUUCUGCACUGUUACAAAAAACCUUUUUCUGACAUUAUAUUUUAAGUGACAUAUAGUAGACACUUAGAAUAUUUAUUGACUAACAUUUAACUCUGAAUGCUCCUCAAAAAAAAUUUGCUCCCGUUCUGCGUUUUUGGCACUAACUCAUUCCCCUCAGCCAGAUAUCUUAGAGUCAGCCUUGACUCCUAGAAAAAGCACUUUCUUUAAAAUUAAAACCACAUCUCUAAGUGUUGGUAUCAGGUGGAUUAUGACUGGACUCUUACAUCUUUUCCUCUUAGGCCUGAGAAAUAUACCUUCCUUUGGGGCUUUCAGUAGUUCCCCAAGUGUUUUAUUCAGCAUCUGCUAGUACCCAGCAUCAUUUUAGGCACUAGGGAUAUCCUAGUUAGCAAGUGUCGGCCAUAUAUUGGGCCCUGGGCUACACAUUAGGAUAUAGAAUUGAGAAGAAACAACCUGUGCCAUCAAGGAGCUCACAGCCUGAUGGGCCAUGUCCAGUGCCACAGUGGUCUCAAGAGACACUGCGUCCCCUUUAAUGUUUUUGCCUAUAUAGUAGAUAGAGUAUGUGAACCCUAAAGCAUUUACUAAAGGCUCAGGGAUUGGUGCAGUGGUAAAGAACUCCCCUGCCAAUGCAAGAGACGAGUUCAAUACCUGGGUUGGGAAAAUCCUCUGAAGUAGGAAAUGGCAACUCACUCCAGUAUUCUUGCCUGGAAAAUUCCAUAGACAGAGAGUCUCAUGGGCUGCAGUCCAUGGGGUCACAGAGUUGGACUGGACUGAAUAUAAACACUGGGAUAACACCAGGGAAAUAACAGUAUAGCAGUUUCACUAAUCAGGCCUAUAAAUGGCAAGUCUUCACCUAAAUAGGUGGAAUAUGCCCCCAAAUCCAUGCUGGCACCUAUUUAAUAAAUUCCAAACUCCCAAGUGAGGCCCAUAUAUAGUAAAAAUUCCCUCCUACUUGCAAAGUUUCUCUGUUCAGGCUCUAGCUUCACAAGUUAUGCCCAUUCUCCUCAAAAUGUAACAAAUUUACUCUAGUCUAAAUAGACCAAUGGCAGUGUAAGCCCAGAAUCCAAAGGAAACUAUUACAAAAGUCAGGCUAUUAUAUUAUACUCAUUUUCUGCAGUAAAAUUAGCACGUCAUGUGAAAUUUAUUUCCAUAGUGUUUCUCAAAUCUGUGCACACACCUCCCUAGUCUGAAAUCCAAGACCUCUCUAUCCUGGAUUACUCCAAUAGUCCCCUAAUGUUCUUCCCUGCACACUGCAGCCAUAGUGAUAGGGAUCUGCUGUCUUAAUUCUCUGCUCUUCUUUUCCAAUAGAGAAGGAGUCCAGCUUCCUUACUGUGACUCUCCUCAGUGAGUAGGCAUCUGCUCAUUGCUCCAACUUCUCUUGUCUCUAAUUUUAUGUUCCAGAGUCAUGGAAGGCCUUAUUUUGACCAUUUCCCUAUGUGUGGGCUUCCCAGGUGGCACUAGUGGUAAAUAAAGAACCUGCCUGCCAAUGAGACAGAAGAGACACUAGGUGGGGAAGAUUCCCUGGAGGAGGGCAUGGCAACCCACUCCAGUAUUCUUGCCUGGAGAAUCUCCAUGGAUGGAGGAGCCUGGCAGGCUACAGUUCAUAGGAUCACAAAGAGUCAGACACACUUAGCACCUUCCCUGUGCAUGGCUUUCCUUAAUACAUUUUGUUCAUCUACCACCCAGAGAACUCCCUGCCUUUUACCUACCUGACUUGUACACACACUUUUGGUAUUUCUUGGGUGACUGCUCUGACCAUCUCCAAACAAGUUUAUUACUUAGUGACCCUAGGUGCCACUACGGUAUUUCCGUAAUGCACUGAAUUCACCACAUUGCGUUACAGUUCCUUGCAGUGGGUUGAUUCCCAAACAAACGCCCCAGAUUAGUCUAAAGGCAGUCAUGGUACUUCCACCCCCUGGCUAUUGAUGGGUUCAAAGAUAGACAGGUCUUAAAUAAUUUGAGGCAGUGAGAAUCUUGGCUCUGUAACAGUAAGAAUACAUAUUAUUCUGAUAAACAGGGAACUGGCUCAAGGCUGAAGAUGAUACUGAGAAUGGUAGGUUAGAAAAACUAAAAGAUACUAUAUAAUAAGAAUCUUUAGUGAUUAUUCCCAUUUGUGCCUGAGUUUUUUCUAUGAAUUGCUACCAAAAGUAAUCUGAUCUAUUGUUUUGUAGUGUUGAAUUUUUAGUGUUUCUCCAAAUUUUUUUUUUACCGCAGAUCAAAAUACAUUUAUCAGAACACAAUAUUGAUGUGUGUGUAUAUAUACAUAUAUAUUGUUGAGACAAAAGCAUCACAAAACAUUAUUUAUAAAUGUCAUGUGCACUGAUAUUGUCUAGUCUCUUCUAGUUUACUUUUUUAAAAUGAGGGUCCCAACUCACCAAGUUGAUUCUACAACUCAGUAAUGUUU
This is a messenger RNA of Budorcas taxicolor (takin), 4185 nucleotides long. RefSeq names its product mitochondrial ribosomal protein L17 (gene MRPL17). Gene Ontology annotation, cellular component: ribosome; mitochondrial large ribosomal subunit. The record is from RefSeq and is a predicted model, not a curated record. Gene Ontology annotation, biological process: translation. Gene Ontology annotation, molecular function: structural constituent of ribosome. Lineage: Eukaryota; Metazoa; Chordata; Mammalia; Artiodactyla; Bovidae.